This is a messenger RNA of Gadus morhua (Atlantic cod), 4533 nucleotides long. RefSeq names its product zinc finger protein 160. The transcript has 2 exons. Bases 95 to 3754 code for a protein of 1219 amino acids. The record is from RefSeq and is a predicted model, not a curated record. Gene Ontology annotation, biological process: regulation of DNA-templated transcription. Gene Ontology annotation, molecular function: RNA polymerase II cis-regulatory region sequence-specific DNA binding; DNA-binding transcription factor activity, RNA polymerase II-specific. NCBI's taxonomy places the organism in Eukaryota, Metazoa, Chordata, Actinopteri, Gadiformes, Gadidae.
AAGUGCAAUGCUUAAUGAGCCAAUGAUAGUGGGAUGGUAACACACUGCUACAUGCUACCAGGCCUUAGCGGACAGGGGUAUACAUGGGAGAAACAUGGCCGCCUUGUACCCGUCUCACUUUCCCACGGAGCAAGAUUCUAUCAAUGACGAGAAUACGGGAUCUGGGGGAAUCGUCGGUAUAUGUCAAUCGGAAUGUAAUCCAACGCAGACGGAUACAACGACAAGUGGAAAUAUCUCGGAUUGCUUUAGCGGCCAACAGGAUGCCCAGGCUAGCAGUGACAGUGCUAACAACGUGAGCCUUGCAGAGUCUGAUGGUAAACCACAAGCUGGGACUCGUGAAGAUCCGCUGGAUAAUCUUGCAUCAGAAAAAAUGGCUAGUGUCGACAGUCCAAGCCACAUGAAGCCUCGUCUUCCCGUAUCUGGAACUGAAGGCAGAGACUACGACGUGAAGGACGACGAGUGUGACCGAAAGGAUAACUUUACGAAACAUAUGGUGCAGCCUCGUAAACUUGCUAACGAUACAUCUGAUGCAGAUGGAGAGAAGAUCGACCCAAACAACUAUAUUGAUGACAAGAGCCAUGAGAAUGAUGCAUUGAAUGGGCUAGAGGUGGACAUUAAUAGAAGAGAAGGGAUUGGGAAUUCUGUGGACAGCAUACCUGGCUAUAAAAUAGGUCCAAAAGGGAAACGUAUCAGGUCGAGUCUGCAGUGCAAGGAUUGUGGGAAAAGGUUUAAUCGAAGAGAGACAUUGAAUCUUCACCGUCACUUCCAUUCACACAAUGACCCCGCACCCCUUACCUGCAAAGAAUGCGGUUUGACCUUUCAGGACCGUAGCAGUUUCAUCAAGCACAGAAAGGAACACAAAGAGAAGGAGCAACCACUUAUAAGUUCGAAUAAGGAUUCAGCCUCAAGCGAGGGGAGACGGUUUACAUGUGCAAACUGUAAGACAUUGUUUUCAACAGUAGAAGAGCUUAGGGGCCACAAUUGCAGCAAAUAUUCAGAUAAACCUUACCGCUGUCCCCUGUGUGGUCGAGAGUUUCAGUUUAAGGUGGCUAUCCCGAGGCACAUGCAGAUACAUUCGCUUGAGAAUAUUUUCCAAUGCCAAGAGUGCAACAAACAUUUCUCUGAUGGCGCCGCUUUCCGUGCGCAUCAGAGAUGUCAUGCUGCCCUGAAGCCAUACGAAUGUCUUGAGUGCGGUAUGGUGUUCAAACAUUAUUCAGUAAUGGAAGACCACCGUCGUAAGCACACAGAAAACAUGCCUUCCCAUCAAUGUUCUGUUUGUGGAAAGACCUUCAAGUACAGCAGUCUUCUCCAUCAGCACCAGUAUCUCCACACGGGUCAGAAACCAUUCUGCUGCCCAGAAUGUGGUAAGAAAUUUGCUUUUGCCCAAAACUUGAAGGCCCAUUACCGUCAGCAUAGACUAUCUACCACUACCUAUCUAGUGCCUCCUGACAAGCCCAGCAAACAAGACCCAGUGCCUACAACCGAGCCUGCCAAUGGACUUGGGAAGGAGAACACAGGCCAGAGUAUAAAACCAAGGCGGGUAUAUAACUGUCCUCUGUGCCCCCUGAAGUUUACGAUUCCGGCCAACCUGAGAGCCCACAUGCUGAUACACGAGGCAGAGUAUGAAAAACUGGACAACACCCCGACAAAGGAGACCAAACCUAUGAUCUCGGAAAAGGGCUACAACUGCCCUCAGUGUCCAAGUAUUUUCCAUAACAAGCUCAGCUAUUAUGGACAUUUGUUAAAAGCCCACAGAUCUGAAUCUCACUAUUUAGAGCAGGUGGCUGCUGAUCAAAGUAAACUGAGACGAAGAAUUGAAUGUCAUAGUAAGUUACACAAGUGUCCACAGUGUAGCAAAAUGUUCCAUCAACGCUCUGUGUUUGAGGCUCAUAUGCGCGUUCAUUCCAAGGAAAAGCCAUACUUAUGCAAUGUGUGUGGCAAAUCGUUUAGAUGUAACAGCUACUUGCGGCAGCACCUUAUCAUCCACACAGGUGAGAAGCCUCAUAAAUGUCCAGAUUGUGGUAAAGAAUUUGCCUUCCUUCAGAACAUGAAGACUCAUCUAAAGUUGCAUCAGGCCAAACCCUUCCGUUGUGGCAGCUGCCACAACUUUUACAGUGAUGCGUCCCAACUUAAGCAACACAUGUUGUCCCACAAACGUCCAAAAAGACAUAAGUGUCAAUUUUGUGACAAGAGUUUUACAUUAGCAUGUUUGCUUCGUGAUCAUAUUAACACGCAUAACGGAGCGAGACCUCAUUGCUGUGCUGUGUGCCACAAAAGCUUCUCUUGGUUAAGCAGCCUUAAUGUUCAUAUGAAAAGACAUGAAAGGAGAUUAGCAUCAGUACCAGUGAGCAGUUCAGCCAUGGUGGCUCCUCCGACGCCGAGGGACACAGACGGAGGCCAAAAUGCAUUCCAAACACAAGCUCCUAGGCUGGCAGCCCAAAUAGAAACUAAACAGGCGGAACAGUGCUUGUUGGAGAGUUGUCCUCCAGUCCAAUGGAAGGUGGAUGGAGGUGAAGUAUUGCCUGUUUUGUUGGCUCGGAAGUCAGAUCAGCCCCAAGUGCUCACACAGUUCGAUGUCUCAAUGCAACACCACUACAGCCCGUUGAAGUCCCUUUCCAACCCUAGUUCAGUCCCAAGUUUGAAGACAUCAAGCAUUGCAAAAGAGAGCUCGGUUUUGAUUUCUGGUUCCCUUCAAACAGCUAUGCCCCAAACUGUCAGUCCGUCUUUAGAUAGUGAGGUAGAGAAACAAAGGCAAGCCCAGCCUGAGAAGUGGAGAGGCACGUGCACUUCAACUGUUAUGGACUCAAAUAGGUCUUUAUUGCAUCACGUACCUCUCUCAUCCGCCUAUGCAGACCGAGCAGCACUUUGGAGUGUAAAACAUAAUCCAGUAACUUCAUCUUCACAGAUCUUUCCAAGUAAGCAAGAAUCGUCUACAUCCCCUACAAAAGACGACUUUAAUCCACAUAUAGCAAUUCCAUUCACUGUUAGCCAGUCUGAAAAAAGAGUAAAUGGAGGUGUGCUGCCCAAACAAUGGUCCACAAGUUUAGCAGUUUCGUCUUCAGCUCUAUUAGACCAAAGCAAGGCUGUGUUAAGUACCCCUGCAUCUCUCGAUUUAUAUAGCCCAUUGGUGGACAUGCAGACAGCUACAGGCAUUCCAAAGACAUCGAACCCCUCAGACAAAAGGGAUGGUAAUCCUGAGUUACAGUUACAACUAAAGCCAGGUGGGACAAAUCGGACAUCUCCCCAGAAAGUUCCUAUGACUCUACCAUACCAGCCUCCUCAUUUUGCCCAUGGAGUAGGACCUGCUGUUUGGCGUUUCCAGACUAAUCAUGUUGGCCCUCAAGCACUACUCCCUGGACACUUCAAACCAGGAAACGCACAGGAACUGCAGCAAAAACCAAUGGUAACUGGAACUCAGAUUAUCCUAAAUCAAGCGUCUCCCUUUUUUUCCCCUCCACUUGCUCCUCUACCUCUUCCACUUCCUUUGUCUGGCUCUCACUCUCUUCAUUCUGUUGCUGCACCUCCAAGACCUCCAUACCCAAAUUUUUUUUUUGCACCACAGGCAGUGAUGAGCCCCCAAAUGCCACGGACGCUGCCCCUACCUCUCAGCCCUCACACAGGACCGCACAAUCUUGGUGGACGUUUACCCUUAGCACCAGAGGGACUUCUACAGUGCAUGAUAUGUGGGCACUCUCUCCCUCGUGAAUUUGACCUAGAAAUGCAUUAUCUGCAACAUGCUCAAGGAGAGAUUUGACAUUGGUAACUGGUCUUGGUCAAUAGGCGUAAUUGAAAAUAAUAUUUUGUUUCUGCACAACUUAAAAAGUUAUAAACAUUUUUACAAACAUUUGAAAGUCACAUUAGGAGCUUGCGGUAGACUGUGUAUUUGCAUGUCCUCUGAUACCCAUUUAAAGAUUCUUGUUGACUUUGAAUGCAUUUCUACUCAUUUUUAAUGGAAAUAAACCAUCAAUUUGAGGAACCUAGAUGUUCUGUUGAUUUUGAACUGGGUCUUUGGUGGAGAACUAUUACCUUUCCGUUACUUUCCUUUUUACUUAACCAUAAGAGAUGGUCUGUUAUGCCAUUGCAUGAUGGGGAUAGGCCUAAUAUUAUAUAUUUUUUAAAUGAUAACUUGCAUUAUGGCAAGUUUUUUCUUUACCACUAACAAUUUUCUACUGCAAUAGGUGAUGGAGUAAUGUUUAUGGUUCCACUGGGAAUCCCACAUGAAAUUGAGAGGCCUUUCAGAUUGCUAUUUGAAAUAUAUUAUUUUUAAUACACCUGAAACUUCCAAGUAACAUUGUCUCACUAUUGAAUAUGUAAAUACACCAAUGGUUAGAAUUUGGUUAACAUUUUUGCUAGUUGUGUGUUUUGGGAACUUUUUAAAACUUACAGAAUGCCAUCUCCCUUGUGGUCCUGUUAUUGCCAAAUACAAUUUGGUAUCCAGCCUUUAGGUAGCUCCCCAGUAGGAUACAAAUGUAAUGUAUAAUUGUAUAAAUAAAACCAACAUUGUGAAUAAAGAAGGUCCCUUAUCAUUGUUAA